Molecule: messenger RNA, 1603 nt
Organism: Alnus glutinosa
Lineage: Eukaryota; Viridiplantae; Streptophyta; Magnoliopsida; Fagales; Betulaceae
Exons: 2
Coding region: 149-1294 (381 amino acids)
Molecular function (GO): protein binding
Source: RefSeq, a predicted model, not a curated record
UAUUGUGUGCGGGCGGGCUACGACUAUAUAUUCCAUUGAAAGCUCAAAUAUUUGCUUUUUGUACGGUUUCUAGAUUCUUCUCUAGAAAAAAAAACCCUAAAAUCCACUCUUAGUGAUCUACUCCCUACAGGCCAUAACAUAUCAAGCAAUGGAGAAAUCCAUUGGGCGAUCGAAGCGAUGCCCUACUUGCUCUUCAAUCAUCGAAUCAUCAUCAACUGACCAUGAUUCAUCACCAUCUAGUCUUCAAUCGCCAGCUGGUAAUAUAUUUUCUCGCCCUUCUUACGAUAUUGUUUUCUUCAUGUCCUUCUUGCACCGUGUGGGGGUCCUGGAUAUUUCUAAGGAUGGGAUGGAUCUUGUCAAGUUGUAUAAGAUUAAAAUUUAUACAGACAGUCGUCGUCUGGAGGACGACGAGAGUCGGGUAAUGAAGAUCCGUCCUUUUUGGAAGGGAUUACGUCCAGCUUUUUCAAGCUUUGCAGCCCUAGACCGCGAUUUUUACUGUUUGGGUGGCCAAAGUAGUCCUGGGCCGGCCUUUGUGCCCUAUGCCUAUGUGUUAACCAAUUCCCGUCCUUAUUGUUGGGUUCCUCUGCCUCACAUGAACUUUCCAAGAAUAGAACCUCCGUGUUUGGUCCUUGACGGCAAUGUCUAUGUUUUGUCCGGUCAUUUUGGUGUUCCUUUUGGUUCUGAUGAUUCUGCAUCUACCCACCGCGGCGACCUUGAGGUUUACCGUCCUAGGGAUGGUCGAUGGGAUGUCUUGCCUGAUCCUCCAAUACCUCUGGGAUACCAUUUUAUGUAUGCAGCUCUUGAGAAUCCAUCCAGAAUUCUCGUUGCUGUACUUACAGCACCCAAUGAAGGUCAUGAAGCCGUGUUCUGUGUAUAUGACGUGAAGCUUGGUAAUUGGGAAUUGCUUGACAAUCCUGAGCGCCAGCUACACGGUAUGUGUCCUAGAGGAUUAGGAGGAAAAGCUUUAUCGGUAGGAAACACAUUGUACUGGAUAACAGACAACGAUCACAUGUUGCUCGCCUACUUGUUAGACCUUGACAAGUGGCUCUUAGGGGAUCUUGGGUGUCUUGAUCUUUCGAUUUUUGGAUACAGAGAAUGGAAUCCUCCUAUUCUACUCCAUCUACAGGAUCAGAGGUUUUGCAUGGUGCAAUCCGCACCUGGGAAUUUAGUUCACUGCGUCAUACUUGACGUCCUUCAUAAGCCCAUACAGAAUAUGCUGGAGAUUUCCGUGGUGUCAGUUGAAAAAUUUAAGGUGGAAGACAUCGCCCCCAUAGAGCAUUGCUUCUUACUGUAAGGGUAAGUAGAUUUAGAGUCGAAGUCAAGCAAGAAGGUACUCUCUGUUCCAUGUUCUUAUGCAAGCACUUUAUAUCAAGAUGGACUUAUCAUAGGUAUCAGCGACGAAAAAUUUUGGUCAUCCGUUGCUGAUACCUAUAUAUCAGUAGUUCAUAUCAGUGACGACACAAACCAUCGUCGCCGAUAUGGACGUAUUAUUGCUGCUAUCUUCAGUUUCUGCCUAAAGCAAAUGUUGGGACUGGUUUGCCUACUGGUUUUGCAGAAUUUUAAUGUUCAAAAUAUUUGAAUGCGAAAGGAAGGAAUGUGUUAU